Messenger RNA from Danio aesculapii, 1674 nucleotides. It is a transcript of the gene pgp, whose product is annotated as phosphoglycolate phosphatase. The record is from RefSeq and is a predicted model, not a curated record. NCBI's taxonomy places the organism in Eukaryota, Metazoa, Chordata, Actinopteri, Cypriniformes, Danionidae. The transcript is spliced from 2 exons. Gene Ontology annotation, molecular function: sn-glycerol 3-phosphatase activity. Gene Ontology annotation, cellular component: cytoplasm. Bases 206 to 1126 code for a protein of 306 amino acids.
CAUUGAGAAACGAAUGAAUCACUUGCACAUGGGAUAGAGUGCAGAUGAGCUGCCGCAACCAGUAACUUCCAGUUCGCUGUCAGCCCCUACCCUCUAACCUAAGCUGAUCUCCGUCCACUCGGUGGAGUAUUCGCACACAGCUGAAGAUCAAAUGUUAUUUUAGAGCAGAAAGAAGCUCGCUGCCAGGACGGGAGUAACUUGAGGAAUGGCCGCGUCUAAAUGUGUCCGGCUGAACGGCGCUCUGAGCAGGCAGUUGCUGGACUCGGUGGACUGUGUGCUUUUUGACUGCGACGGCGUGAUAUGGCGAGGGGACCAGGCCAUCCCUGGAGCCCCGGAGGCCAUCAAUUCAUUGAAGAAACACGGAAAGCAGGUGUUUUUCGUCACGAACAACAGCACGAAAACACGACAGAUGUACGCGGAUAAACUGGGGAAGCUCGGUUUCGACGCCGCCGCGGACGAGGUGUUUGGGACGGCGUACUGCUCGGCGAUGUACCUCAAAAACGUGUGUAAACUCGACGGAAAGGUCUAUCUGAUUGGGAGCAAGGCGAUGAAGCAGGAGCUCGAGGAGGUUGGCAUUCGACCGGUCGGUGUAGGGCCCGACCUUAUCUCUGGAGUGCAGAUCGACUGGGCGAAUGUGCCUUUGGAUCAGGAGGUUCGAGCUGUGCUUGUCGGGUUUGAUGAGCAUUUCAGUUACAUGAAGCUGAACAGAGCCCUGCAGUACCUCUGUGACCCCGACUGCCAGUUUGUGGGCACCAACACCGACACGAGGCUGCCUCUGGAGGGAGGCAAAGCGGUCCCGGGGACAGGAUGUCUCCUUCGGGCAGUAGAGACGGCUGCCCAGCGCCAGGCUCAGGUAGUUGGCAAACCCAGUAACUUCAUGUUCGAGUGUGUCGCAAGUCAGUUUAAUCUGGAGCCUCAGAGGUGUCUGAUGGUCGGAGAUCGACUGGACACCGACAUCAUGCUAGGCUCAAACUGUGGCCUGAAAACCUUGUUGACCCUUACAGGAGUUUCUACAGUAGCAGAAGCAGAAGCGAACCAGAAGAGCGAAUGUCCGCAGAAGCAGAAAAUGGUGCCUGACUACUAUAUAGACAGCAUUGCUGAUAUUUUACCUGCACUACAGGCAUAGACAUAGUUUACUUGAAAUGUACCCACUUUAAUAGAGAAUAUUUAUCAAUAUAUGUGUAUCAGUUUGGAUCAAAAGAACAUAUUUUAAUAAUAUAGUUAAUAAGACGAGUUUAUCUUGACAAAUAUAUGCAGUACGUUUUAUUGUUAUCAAGGCUUUGAACUGGCCUACCUCUUUUUUUUUGAAUCUCCCACUUUUUUAAGAUAACAUAAGGGCAAUAUGUUUUUAUUUCAGUAUUAUUAUUUGUUUCAUGUUUUUGUCUAAAAAUAAUUGUGAAAUUAGUUUUAUGGUCCGCUGAUACUAAAACAAAUGUCGAUUUUCCAAAUUGUGCCGUUUGUAUUUAUUUGAUCAUACUUCUGUUCUGUACUGUCAAUUCGUUGUACUUCUAACAUGAGAUUAUAAUGAAUAUUUGCAAUUACUAUUUUUUGCACUUGACAGCUUUUUUGUCACUCAAUAACCCAUCGACCUGGUAGGUUUUUAAUCCCACCAUGGUUUAAACAAAGUGUUCAUCUUAUGUGACUGAUCAAAUAAAUAAGUUUUGUUAAUAAAAA